Messenger RNA from Adineta ricciae, 1260 nucleotides. The record is from the annotation of a GenBank genome assembly. NCBI's taxonomy places the organism in Eukaryota, Metazoa, Rotifera, Eurotatoria, Adinetida, Adinetidae.
AUGCAAAAUACCACCCUUAUCUGGCUUGACAAUUAUAUGAAUACCAACCUCAGCACUUAUCGCUUGCUAACUAAGCAAAUUCAAUCUAUUGUCAACAAUAGUCACAUAUUCGCAGAUAAUGACGAGUGUAUCGAACUUGUGCUGAAUAACAAUUGUCAUAAAGUCUAUCUAAUCACUUCUGGAUCAAUUGGACAUUAUCUUGUACCUUGUAUUCAUGAUAUUCCUCAAUUAGAUUGUCUUUUCAUCUUUUGUGAAAACAAGUUAUAUCAUGAACAAUGGGCAAAGGACUGGAUGAAGAUCAAAGGUGUGUUCAUUGACAUAGUAUCACUUUGCAAAUCUGUCGAAGGUAUGCUUCAUCGAUAUGAACAGAUCACCAUGCCAAUUAGUUUUAUUGUGCCUGAAAGAGGGCUGGACCAGCUCGAGCCGUCGUUUAUGUACACACAGCUCUUCAAAGAGAUAUUUUUGUUCAUCGAUUUCGAAGACCAACAUAUACUAGAAUUUAUUAAGUAUCAUCCUGGAUUAUUGACUAUCGAUGGAAAACAAUCCAAUAACGUUGAACGACUUGUACGUGACUACCAUGGAAAGAAACCGAUUUGGUGGUACACACGAGGUACUGCACUACAUUCUAUGCUCAAUUGUGCACUCCGAACAAUGAACGGCGAUAUUCUUGUACGAAUGGGAUUCUUUAUUGUUGAUCUUCAUAGAAACAUCAAGCAGCUGCACAAAGAACAGUUUAUUGAUAGACCUUGUUCUAUCAUCUUCACCGUUUUUCGUGGCCAGGGCUUAUCACAAGCAGAUUUUGAAGAACUAAAAAAGUCAGAAGGCGGACUAAUGUCGUUCAAUAACUUCUUGUCCACCAGCACAAAACGCGAUGUCUGUUUGUCAUAUGCAGAGAGUAGUGCAGAUAGUUCUGAUUUAUUAGGAGUUCUGUUCAAUAUAGAGGUCGAUCCAAGUCAGUCAACAACACCGUUUGCUUUUAUUUCUAGUGACAGUCAAUUUUCCAACGAAGCUGAAGUGCUGUUUUCAAUGCACUCUGUAUUUCGCAUCCAUGAUAGCAAAUCGAUUGGUAUCGGUCAAUCUCUUUACGAGGUGAAUCUGUCACUAACCAAUGAUUCUGACAAAGACCUGAUUACACUUACGGAUCAUAUUCGAGAAGAGACCUGCUUCGAUAAGAAGGAUUGGCUGAGAUUAGGCGAUCUACUAAUUAAAUUGGAUCAAAAUGAAAAGGCUGAUGAAAUUUGCAAAAUGUUAAGUUACUAA